Molecule: messenger RNA, 1938 nt
Organism: Drosophila suzukii
Lineage: Eukaryota; Metazoa; Arthropoda; Insecta; Diptera; Drosophilidae
Source: RefSeq, a predicted model, not a curated record
CACAACGUCACACACACACACAUGCAAGCGCGCGAAGAAAACAAUAACAAACGAACAAUCCAAACAAAAAAAACGAAAAUUCGUCAUCAAGCGCUGGAGUUUUGGCCUCAAAAAUGGCUACCAAUCCGACGCAGACCCUCCACCAGGCGAUCCAGGCCAAAUUCGGCCUCCAGGGCGCCAGCGAUUCGCCCACAUUGGGCGGUACAAGUGGCACGCCCCCUCAAACGACGCCCAGAUUUGUUAUUCCGCAGCUGAAAAUUCCGCAGUUGCAACUGCAGGCGGCCACUGCGGAUGCGGCUGCCCAGCGGGAGUCCCGUCUGGCGGCGGAAGCCCACAACCAGUUGCUCCUGAACGAGAUCAAGCUGAGGCGACGCCAGCGAUCAGAGAGCGAAAACCAAUCGACGACGGGAGCGGGAUUUGUGAUUCCCCAAUUGGCGGCGACGACGACGACGCCCGGGAAGCCCCUGAACAUACCGCUCCUAGCCCGGCUGGAGCACGGUGUGGAUCGUCUGCGGAUACGGGACGAUGGAGGCGAUGGGGUCAAGGCUGGGGCCACGAUUACGUCCACGCCAGCACCACUCAUUGACCUCUCGUCCACGGUGAUAGCUGCCAGCAAGGAUGCACCGCCCAAGGAGUCGGCCAGCAAGGCGCGCCAGCUGACCAGCCGGGAGAACUUUGACAUACCCUUCAUUGCCUGCGAUCGCGGUAGGAAGAGCACACCCACCGGAGGUCUGCUGGCCAACCGCCGGCGGUCCCUCAAUGCCGAGGAUGAGGAGGCGGCCGAGGACGAGCUGGCCAACCAGGCGCCCGCGAAUACCGACUACCGGGAACAGCCAGGACCCAUUGGCCAAAUGCUAGACGCUGUGGUGGGCUAUCCGGAACCGAGGAGGCCCCGACUGGAGUACGCCGUCACCCAGCUGGAGCGGCAGCAUCUGAGGAUGUGCCAGCGGGAGGACUACGGCAGCCAGGUCAAGAGAUUCCGUUUCGAUACUCCCUCGCCGGAUGAGCUGGUCAAGCAGGCGCUGCAGAAGUCGUGGCGCGUCUCGCGCACUUGACUUUAACAUCCGUCGCAUCUUUAAGUUGACAAUUACCGAAAAGUAAAAUCAAAACCCCUGAAACUGGUGUAAUAACCAAAAAUUUUAAAAUUAUAUUACACUUAUUAUUUUAGUUCACCGUUUUAAAAGAAAUUAAAAUAUUAUUAACUUCGAUUACGUUUAUGAUUUUUAUUGCUUGUUUUUAAGAUAUAGUGGUAUAACAAAAAUAUACGCAUUAUUUUUCUAAAAUCUGAAAAUAAAAAUAUAUUAAGAAGUGAUUUUGAAAAGGUUUCAGUUCGAUACCUUAAAUAUUUCAAAAUACGCUUUUGAAAUUCCUACAGACCUGUUCAUCGCUUUAACUCUAAAUGUUUCUGCAACUGCAUGUUAUUUUUAAAUUAAGUUUCAAAAUAGCGAGAAAAUUAAAAAACAAAAACCGUUCCAAAUUCCACCAUUCCGUAUAUAUCGACAAACGGUCUCACUAAAAGCCCAGGUGUCGAUGUUAAACAUCGAAGUUUCGCCACCUCUAGGCAAAGUAGUCGUUUAACGUUAGUAUAAAACGUUAUGGAAUCUUGCAUCCCUUUUCUACUGACACUUACGGUAUACGGUGGCUUACGUUUUGCUGGCGCUUACGUUUUGCUGGCACUUACGUUUUGUUCGUUGCCGAAACGGAAGGAAAAUUGCUUUUUUAUUCUGUGUUCCGUGAACUUCGAGUUUUUACUUCGUUUGUUAUCUUUUCAAUUUCACUUGGAUGUGCGAUUGCCGACGCUAAAAAUACCAAUAACGAAACGCAAGAUACUAAAUUAGCCUGCUAGAACGCAAUUCGAAGGAGAGGAAACUACAAAAUUAUAGCAAGAAAAAACGAAAAACAAACGACGAGGAGGCGUUGGAAUAAUAAUAAAAAGAA